GACGUCGUUGCUGAGUUAUCAGCAGCAAUGUUUAGAGACCGAGAAAGCGUAGGAUAAGAAUGAUGCGCAGGAUAUCCAAAAGGGCUCUCAUCACCUCCCUGCGCAAAUUAGGGCUACUCCUUGAACAAUUCUCAGUUUCAACUUUCAAUCAAAUGCAUCACUGAUUUGUUGAGAGUAUUCAGUUAAUCUCAAGUGGGUUGACGAGACAAUAUGAUGACUGAUGAGGCUGGACACAUGUUGGUGGUUUAUGAUGAUCCCUCGGACCAACGAUCAUUGUCUUUAGAUGAUACUAGCAGUGCAGAGGAAUCACCUGAUGAAACCAGACUCUCACUAGAGACCAGCAAUGACGUGGUUCCAUAUAUUGGGCAAAGAUUUCCUACUCAUGAUGCAGCAUAUGAAUUCUAUAGUGAAUUUGCAAAAAGAUGUGGUUUUUCCACUAGACGUCAUCGCACUGAAGGAAAAGAUGGUGUUGGCAAAGGACUAACAAGACGCUACUUUGUCUGCCACCGUGCUGGUAACACACCUAUCAAAACCUCAAAUGAAAACAAACCUCAACGAAAUCGGAAAUCCUCCCGGUGUGGAUGUCAAGCGUACAUGCGUAUAAGCAAACUUACAGAAUUAGGAGCACCAGAAUGGCGUGUCACAGGUUUUGCAAACCACCAUAAUCAUGAACUCUUAGAGCCAAAUCAAGUUCGUUUUCUUCCUGCAUAUCGAACCAUAUCAGAUGCAGACAAGAGCCGAAUACUUAUGUUUGCUAAAACAGGAAUUUCAGUGCAGCAAAUGAUGAGGCUCAUGGAACUUGAGAAAUGUGUGGAGCCAGGAUAUUUGCCAUUUACUGAGAAGGAUGUGAGGAACUUACUUCAGUCCUUCAGGAAAUUAGAUCCAGAAGAUGAAAGUGUAGAUUUAUUAAAAAUGUGUAGAAACAUUAAAGAAAAAGACCCUAACUUCAAAUUUGAGUGCACUGUUGAUUCUAACAACAGGCUAGAGAACAUUGCUUGGUCCUAUGCAUCAUCAAUCCAGGCUUACGAGAUCUUUGGUGAUGCUGUGGUUUUUGAUACAACACAUCGCUUGACUGCAUUGGACAUGCCACUUGGGAUAUGGGUUGGAGUGAACAAUUAUGGUGUGCCUUGCUUCUUUGGCUGUGCGCUCUUACGUGAGGAAAACCUGAGAUCUUUGUCAUGGGCACUGAAGGUGGCUGUUGCUGUUGAUUUUAAAGAUCAAGCUGCAGAACAACAGACAAUGCAGCAGAAUCUCCAAAACAUUUGCAUGAAGACUGGAGCUCCUAUGGAAUCCCAUGCAGCUUCUGUCCUCACUCCUUUUGCCUUCUCGAAGCUGCAAGAGCAAUUUGUUUUGGCUGCUCAUUAUGCAUCAUUUCAUAUGGACGAUGGUUUCCUUGUGAGACACCACACAAAACUUGAGGGAGGCCGGAAAGUGUAUUGGGUUCCUCAAGAAGGCAUCAUAAGUUGCAGCUGUCAUCAAUUUGAAUUUUCUGGAAUUCUCUGUCGACAUGCCCUUAGAGUCCUCUCAACAGGAAAUUGCUUUCAGAUUCCAGAAAGGUAUCUUCCCAUCCGUUGGCGUCGGAUCAGCACACAUUCUAUAAAGCAACUUCAAAGUUCUCCAAGCGAGCAUGCAGAGCGGGUUCAGUUACUUCAGAGCAUGGUAUCAUCUCUGAUUGCAGAAUCUGCUAAGUCAAAGGAGAGGCUAGAUCUUGCAACCGAACAAGUUUCCUUCCUCUUGUCUCGCAUAAGACAGCAACCAGUUUCAUCACAAGGUUUGAGAGAUAUUUCUCCCCUUCAUAGGAAUCUAUAACUCUAGACAUACCUUAAAACAGUAGCUUUAGCAUCAUCUCAGUUCUUGUGGAAAGCAGAAGGAAACACAUCAGAAAUUUGACAAUGGAAGGAAGUUGGGUGCAUUUGAUUUGGUUUCAAAUUCACUUUUAUGCAGGCUUGGACUGGACCGAGUUUUGGGCUUGAAGACAUUUGCAUGUCGGUUUUUGUAGCUUUGUUAUAUGAAAUCGGAAACUAAUUAGUCUAAUCGUACGUGGUGUAGUAUUCCUAGAUGUCGUGUUACAUGUUCGUAUUUUGGAGGUGUUUCAUGAGGAUUCUGAUAUGUACAAAUAUAUACAGAACCAAACCUUCUUUUGUAUGUAUAUCAAUGUGGUCACGUUAUAUGAAA
Pistacia vera is the source of this 2175-nucleotide messenger RNA. Its product is annotated as protein FAR1-RELATED SEQUENCE 11-like. Gene Ontology annotation, biological process: regulation of DNA-templated transcription. The coding region runs from base 211 to 1809 and encodes 532 amino acids. Gene Ontology annotation, molecular function: zinc ion binding. The transcript is spliced from 3 exons. The record is from RefSeq and is a predicted model, not a curated record. Lineage: Eukaryota; Viridiplantae; Streptophyta; Magnoliopsida; Sapindales; Anacardiaceae.